Messenger RNA from Lepus europaeus (European hare), 588 nucleotides. RefSeq names its product fibroblast growth factor-binding protein 1-like. The record is from RefSeq and is a predicted model, not a curated record. NCBI's taxonomy places the organism in Eukaryota, Metazoa, Chordata, Mammalia, Lagomorpha, Leporidae. Gene Ontology annotation, biological process: cell-cell signaling. The transcript has a single exon. Gene Ontology annotation, molecular function: growth factor binding. The coding region runs from base 1 to 588 and encodes 195 amino acids.
AUGUGGACCCGCACUCUCACCCUGCUCUCCCUCCUCCUGCUGGCUGCUCAGGUGCUCCGCACAGAGGCCCAAGACAGAGAACAGGAUGAAGUGAAUUUGGAGGCGGAGCAGGAUGGGUGGGUUCCUCUGGAGAAGCCCGUGAUAGUGUCAACAAGCCCGCCAACCCAGGUCAUUGUCACUGGCAGCUUUGUGAGCAGAGAUCAAGCCAAAUGCAAAGUGACCGUGACCACACAGGAGGAAGGAGUCCAUCUGCAGGUCGAUUGUGUGCGAUUGGAGCACGAGUUUUCCUGUGUCUUUGCGGGCAAUCCCACGGCGUGCCUACACUGCUUGAACAACGACAAGGUCUACUGGAGACAAAUUGGCUGGCGCCUGCGCCAUUUGAACCGCAUCUGUGAGGACUCCAAGGUCAUCUUGAAUACCAGGGUGUGUAGUACCAAGUAUCCAGAAUCCAAUCUCAAGCUGGUGAACUCCACUCUGGCUCGCAAGACGUCUGUGCAGGGAAUGAAGCCCACCCCAACGAUGUCAGUCAAGGGGAAGCAGCCAUCCCAGACAGAGCCAUCCAAAGGCAAACAUCACGUCUUCUACUAA